Oryctolagus cuniculus (rabbit) is the source of this 2710-nucleotide messenger RNA. RefSeq names its product opsin 3 (gene OPN3). The record is from RefSeq and is a predicted model, not a curated record. NCBI's taxonomy places the organism in Eukaryota, Metazoa, Chordata, Mammalia, Lagomorpha, Leporidae. Gene Ontology annotation, cellular component: membrane. Gene Ontology annotation, molecular function: G protein-coupled receptor activity. Gene Ontology annotation, biological process: G protein-coupled receptor signaling pathway.
GGGGAGGGCGGUGCCGGCGCGCGGCGCGGACGCCGCUUCCAGUGCGGUAGCCACAGCGAGCGGCUGGGCUGAAGCCCCACCCAGUGCGGAGCGCGCCGCCCGCUCCAGCGCCUCCGCCCGCCCGCCCGCCGAGCGAGCCGGCCCCGGGCCAUGUACUCGGGGAACCGCAGCGGCGAACAGGGCUACUGGGAGGGCGGCGGGGCCGCGGGCGCUGAGGGGCCGGGGCCGGCGGGUACGCUGAGCCCCGCGCCACUCUUCAGUCCGAGCACCUACGAGCGCUUGGCGCUGCUGCUCGGCUCCAUCGGGCUGCUGGGCGUCGGCAACAACCUGCUGGUGCUGGUCCUCUACUACAAGUUCCAGCGGCUGCGCACUCCCACGCAUCUCUUCCUGGUCAACAUCAGCCUCAGCGACCUGCUGGUGUCCGUCUUCGGAGUCACCUUUACCUUCGUGUCCUGCCUGAGGAACGGCUGGGUGUGGGACACCGUGGGCUGCGUGUGGGACGGGUUUAGCAGCAGCCUCUUCGGGAUUGUUUCCAUUACCACCCUAACUGUGCUGGCCUAUGAACGUUAUAUUCGUGUGGUCCAUGCAAGAGUGAUCAAUUUUUCCUGGGCCUGGAGGGCCAUUACCUACAUCUGGCUCUACUCACUGGCGUGGGCUGGAGCACCUCUCCUUGGCUGGAACAGGUACAUCCUGGACAUACACGGAUUAGGCUGCACCGUGGACUGGAAAUCCAAGAAUGCCAACGACUCCUCCUUUGUGCUCUUCUUAUUUCUUGGCUGCCUGGUGGUGCCUGUGGGUGUCAUAGCCCAUUGUUAUGGCCAUAUUCUGUAUUCAGUUCGAAUGCUUCGUUGUGUGGAAGAUCUUCAGACAAUUCAAGUGAUCAAGAUUUUGAGAUAUGAAAAGAAAGUGGCCAAAAUGUGUUUUUUUAUGGUCUUCACCUUCCUGAUUUGUUGGAUGCCUUAUGUUGUAAUCUGUUUCUUGGUGGUUAAUGGUUAUGGGCACCUGGUCACGCCAACACUAUCUAUUGUUUCAUAUCUCUUUUGUAAAUCAAGCACUGCAUACAAUCCAAUUAUUUACAUCUUCAUGAUCAGAAAGUUUCGAAGAUCCCUUUUGCAGCUCCUGUGUUUCCAGCCACUGAGAUGCCAGCAGCCUCCUAAAGACCUGCCAACUGUUGGGAGUGAAAUGCAAAUCAGACCCAUUGUGAUGUCACAGAAAGAUGGGGACAGGCCAAAGAAAAAAGUGACUUUUAAUUCUUCCUCCAUCAUUUUCAUUAUCGCCAGUGAUGAAUCACUAGCAGUUGAUGACAAUGAGAAAGCCAGUGGGCCCAAGGUCGAUGUAAUCCAAGUUCGUCCUUUAUAGGAAUGAAUAAUAGUAAUGAAAGAUGGGAGCCUUAAAUCGGACACUAUGUAUAGACUUCCGUUAAAAAGACUGUCCCAAAAUACCCAUUCUAUGUGAAUCAGCAGAACUUUUGUGGCCCAGCAGGAAAUCUGAAUUACUCUCUGGCCUCAGGAAGCAUUUGAGCAAGACAAAUUUUUUAAUUCAAUGGGUGCUUUAUGUAAUGAAAAACAACUUGUGGCACAAGAUGGGCAUCUGGCACCAUCCUCUUCUAACGUGUGGGACAUUUUCAUUUUAAAUAUAUUUUUAAAUAGCUAUAUUUUCCAAGGCACAUAAUUACAUUUUUCUCAAAUAUAUUUCACUGUAAAAAUAACUUUGUUUCAUACACAUGUGUCAAAUAAUUAGAAAAUCUUGAAUUUUCUGUGGAGUUGGGUUCUAUUCAGUGUUGUGUCAUAUGUUUGACUAAAUCAUAUUUAUGAAGGAGAUAAUUCUAGGGUGGAAAGAAAAUGAAUUCCGUAACUUAAUCUGAACCAGAAUAAUUGUUAGAUGAGUAGUAUAAGAGGAGUCUCAGAAUAAUUUACUGCUGAGGAUGCCCUUGAAGAUACUACCUAGACACAUCACAGCAAAGAGAACAGGAUGGUGAAUCUCAAGGUAAUCGUGAUAUAUAGCUAAUUUUACAAUUUUGGAGGAUGUACAUGGUGAAGAUGACGAUGAUGACACCUUGCUUUCUCCAUCUAUUUCACUUCAAACAUGAGAAUGCUAGGAUUUUCCACAAUUUUUCCCAAGAGUGCUGGAUUUAGAAAAGGAAUUCCACACAAACAAACUUAAAUUUGAAGGAAUUGAAGUAUAGAAAUGUAUUCAUGGAAUAUAUUAUUUAAUCUUUGUUACUCAUCAAUCAGUCCGCUGGAAAACUCAUGGUCAGUGUUGCCAGACAGGCCAUUUUUCCACAGGUGACUGUUUGAACUCACAGGAGACUAUAAUGUGCUACAACCACUAAAUAUGUUCCUUUUUCAAAAUGAUUAUUUUCAUAUGAUUGUUUUUGGGAAGAAGCUCAAAGAAAGCUCUCUGCCCUCCCUCUGUUUGCCUAAAAGUAGGCCAGACCUUUACUAAUCUGUCCUCUCCCAAUCUACCAUAGAGGAAAAGUUGAUCACCAGAGACAACCUUAGACUUCUCGUAACCUGGAGACAGCACCAGAGAAAUCUUGGUAAACUCCCAUUUAUUUUCCAUUCCAUGAUCUGCCACUGCUACAGGCUCCAAGCCCUUUUACUUGGUCUUGUUGAACAUCUAAGCCAGCUCUUUGAGAUUUACUCAUUCCCUGUGUAUCUUCCAUGUACAUAUGAAAAAUACAGGUUAAUAAAGUUUUGUUUGUGUUUGA